Molecule: messenger RNA, 558 nt
Organism: Miscanthus lutarioriparius
Lineage: Eukaryota; Viridiplantae; Streptophyta; Magnoliopsida; Poales; Poaceae
Source: the annotation of a GenBank genome assembly
AUGGACGUGCUGUUGCCUUCGGGGCACGGGCAAGCCAUCGUCGGGGCAGCGUCCACGGACGCCGACGCCGAUGAGCUUGCAGGGCUAGUCUCCCAGCACGCGUGGCGCGCGAUGGCGCGGCUAUGGCCGGACCCUGAGGACGUUCAUGUAGCGUGGGGUGUGCGCUCGGUGCUCGCACGAUUCGCGACCGACGUCACGCCCGACACCGAGGAUGCUAGGCUCGUGCUCGCCCGCGUCGGCCUCGCCACCUGGCAGGACUCCUUUGAGGAGACCACGUUCCUAGAGGUCAAGCUAUUGGAGCACCUGGAGACUAGCAGCGACGACAACGACAACAACCUCGUGCUCAUCAUCAGCCUCAUGGCGUUCCUGCUCUACCGCCACGUCGUCUUGUUCGACCACAUUGAUGAUUCCUCCAGCAAGGCCGACACGGCCACGACGGCGGUGAAUAGGCUCUCGACGCCGAGGUUCACCCUCAACCUCAACCUAGAGGUGCUGCAGUGCUUGAUCACGCUGGAGCUGAUGAUGGACCCGAUAACGGUGGCCACCGGGCAGACAUAA